AUGGGAGCGGCUAAGGGCGAGCCCCAAGACGAAGAGGUGCCCACUCCGACCAAGGACGCGACUGGAGAGCAACCAGAAGGCGAAAAACAAAGUCCAACAAAGGGGGGCAGCAAGCUGGAUCUGAUCACCAAUGUUAAGUCACAAAUGACUGGCUGGCUCGGAUCGGGCAUCCCAAUACCAGGGUUACGGAAAAAUGAGGCCACGCCCGCAGAACCUGCAGAGGCUACUGCCCCUGAGGUAGCUGAAGCUGCUGAACCAAAGGCGGAGGGGAAGGAUGAUGAUGAUAACUCCAGCGCUACUGGUGGGGCCGACAGCAGACCAGCGUCCACUGGUGGCACCCCACUGAGGAGCAAGCGGGAGGAGUGGGGAAUGUUCCAGGGCCUGCAAAUAAAAAGUUGUUCUCAGUUGAUGCAA
Messenger RNA from Iphiclides podalirius (scarce swallowtail), 414 nucleotides. NCBI's taxonomy places the organism in Eukaryota, Metazoa, Arthropoda, Insecta, Lepidoptera, Papilionidae. The record is from the annotation of a GenBank genome assembly.